AUGGGAGCUGGAGCGGUCAUAGAGCCUCUGGUGGUUAUUGUUCUCUUGUUUGGAGGUACCUGGAUUAACCGCUCUGUCGGAUCAUCCUCGACUCGACGCUACAGCCGACGGAACUCGAACCUUCGACGAGCUGAUUCAUCUGAUUCUCUGGAGUCGGGAUACUCAAGCCAAUCGACCAAGGAUGGCCUCCUAGGCUCUCGAUCCCACUCACCACAAGCCCCAGAAAAUGGAUGGCACAAGCGACAGGUUGGACUCCUGGGCUUGAAUUUUGAGGUGUCAUCGCCAAAUACUAUCGUGUUUCAAGACCGCUUGCUCAGUCGGUUGCUACGCAAAUUCCCUUUUUUGGUGGAAUGUUGGUAUUGGGCUUUAGUCUACUGGACGUACCAGCUUGGUCGGGCUUUUACCGCUGUGACUCUCAAGGAGGAUACCGUCGACGUCGCCAGGAGACAUGCAUUGCAACUAAUCGUGAUUGAGGAGCAUCUGGGUAUGUUCUGGGAGACAUCGAUCCAGCGACACUUCCUUCAUCACCCCCUUGUCAUGUCUUGGAUCAACUGGAUAUACUCCUUCAUACACAUUCCUGGGACAAUCGCAUUUCUCGUCUGGCUCUACUACUAUACUACCGUGCGGAAUCGGAUCGACGAGGCUCAGCCCGGAAAGCCUAAGGGUGCUGUGAGCGGGUCGCCUGCAGGGCCUCUCUUAUACCAAGCGCGCCGGCGGACAUUGGCCGUGUGCAAUCUUCUCGCAUUCGUGGUCUUCACUCUUUGGCCUUGCAUGCCACCUCGGUUACUGAGUGACCCAACCGUGGAUGGUGAAGAGGCGGAUCUCGCCCGCAGUUAUGGGUUCGUGGACACGGUGCAUGGGGUCAAUGGAUCGGGCAGUGUUUGGACGGAGAACCGUUUCUCGGCAAUGCCUUCCUUGCAUUUCGGCUAUUCUUUAAUGAUCGGCCUCACGCUGAUAACAAUCCCUUUACCACAGCACCACCGGCGCACAAUCCUGCGUUCUCGGCUGACCCUUUCCCUAAGACUAAACCUCCCGUCAUGGCAGCGCCUUGUUUGUGUCACACUCGGCUUCCUAUAUCCGUUUACCAUCCUUGUGGCUAUUGUUGCCACAGCCAACCAUUUUAUUCUGGAUGCUGUCGCGGGAGCCGUUGUAUGUGCCUUAGGGUGGCAUUUUAAUGGGGUACUGCUCAACCUGUUGCCACUGGAAGACUACUUCCUUUGCCUCGUCCGGAUCCAUAAGCCGGAACCAUCACUUUUGGAUGUCCCUGAAGAGGAUCUCCCCACGAGUGAAACCGCUUCAGAACAUGCUCGCAUCUGA
Molecule: messenger RNA, 1317 nt
Organism: Penicillium expansum
Lineage: Eukaryota; Fungi; Ascomycota; Eurotiomycetes; Eurotiales; Aspergillaceae
Product: phosphatase PAP2 family protein
Exons: 3
Coding region: 1-1317 (438 amino acids)
Biological process (GO): inositol phosphoceramide metabolic process; sphingolipid biosynthetic process
Cellular component (GO): inositol phosphoceramide synthase complex
Molecular function (GO): inositol phosphoceramide synthase activity
Source: RefSeq, a predicted model, not a curated record